Molecule: messenger RNA, 2778 nt
Organism: Cimex lectularius (bed bug)
Lineage: Eukaryota; Metazoa; Arthropoda; Insecta; Hemiptera; Cimicidae
Gene: EMC1
Product: ER membrane protein complex subunit 1
Exons: 16
Coding region: 39-2762 (907 amino acids)
Biological process (GO): protein folding in endoplasmic reticulum
Cellular component (GO): EMC complex
Molecular function (GO): protein binding
Source: RefSeq, a predicted model, not a curated record
GAACGCAUUCUUCUACACCUCUUGUUAUCAUCGUGCUCAUGCACAAAUAUAGGAAGGUUUCUAAGUCCUACUCUUUUACCAUGUUCACUUGCCGGAAAAGUAUUGUAUUUUUAUCGAGCUUCUUGUUAUUCUUCCGAGCAUCUUUCGCCCUGUAUGAAGACCAAGUCGGCAAGUUCGAUUGGAAACAAUCGUACGUCGGAAAAGUGAGGUAUUCCUAUGUGGACUUGGACCUGAAACAAUUUCGAGUAUUUGUCGCUACCGAUAGCAAUGUAGUUGCAGCAUUUGGCCUAAAAGGAGAUGGUAAAAUAUUAUGGAGGCGGUUACUUGAAAAAGGAGAGUAUGGAGAUAUAAAACAAUUGUUUGUUGGGAGCGAGGUUGUAUCAGUGUCUGGAAAUGGGCCUUUUAUGGUCAGGGGUUGGAACAAAACUACUGGCCUUCAGACGUUUGAGUGGAGCACACCUCACUCCUUGACUUAUUCUAAGUCUGAAAAAUGGACUGUGGACCAUUCUAAAGUGUACCAAUUGGCCUUUGCCUCUCAGACGCUCGAAGUGACGGCGUUUCAUUUGAAAAACGGCAAUCCUGCUGGUUCGACUAAAACAAUUUCUGCUCAGUGGUUAUCUUCAGGAAACAAAUGUGCUGUUUCAAAUGGUGUUGUGUCUUGUGUCAAUUCACAAAAUGUUCUGACAUUCUUCAACUUGGGUGAUUCAUCGAUGCGUUCUGCCCAGCUUGACUUUAACGUCGAAAAUGUUGAACCAUUAGAAAACGGUUGCUUGCUAAGACUUGAUAAAAAUAGACAAAAAGCUGCCGUUGUUAGUCACCAAGGAAAACUGACAACUGUUGACGUGCCUUUGGGAGCGAGUGUGUCUAUUGGAAAGAAAGGAAAUAAUCAUUACAUUAUAACAACAGCCCUUGCAAGUGGGAAAUAUGAGACAAGAACUAUAAAUGUAGAAUCGAAUGGUGAAUACAAAGCUACUGCAAGCUACACUUAUCCAUUUUCCCUACCAGAUUAUACUUCCUCGAGUUGUACCAUUGUCAGUAAUAACAACGAGCUUGUCUGCUACACAUUCAUUUCUUCGGUAGACCACUCAGCCAUCCUUUUACGUAAAGGCAAACUAUUUUGGGUCCGAGAAGAGGCAUUGGCUAAUGUUAUCAACGUUGAAAUGAUAGACUUGCCUGUUUCGGAGGAGGAAGCUGCAAUUGAAAAGGAAUUUGCCAACAAAGGAGGUGGAAUUUUGGGUAUGGUAACCAGGCGAUUGAGCAGCCAGGUACUCCAAGCAAAAAACCUUUUUGUUACUGUCCUCGGUCUAAAGGAUUCUACCAUUGAGCCCGGAGUACGAAAAGAUCUCGUCAGAGAUUCUUUCGGAUUUCAUAAACUUAUUCUGGUUGUAACAAGUGCCAUGAAGAUUUUUGGCAUUGACAAUGAAAAUGGUGAAGUUAUUUGGCAGUUUUACCUGAAAGACUUUACACCCUUGAAUCAGUUGGAAUCUCAGACUGUGCCAUUAUUUCUUCAGAGGACUUCACGACAUUUACCAAAUCCAACAAUGAUGACUUUACUCCUUAAAAGAAAAGACACAGGUGCAUCAGCGUUGUUCAUUUUUAAUCCAAUCACAGGACAAUCAUUAGAAGGUUUUAUCAAUUUAAAACAACCAGUAGCACAGUGCCUUCUACUUCCGGAGACAAAUGAGGAGUUUGUUCAUGGAAUUUUAAUACUUUAUGAGUCUGGUGAUGUUGACAUUUAUCCCGAGAGCACAAAAGAUGUUGCUGUUGAACAUGCCAAGUCAAUGUUUGUGUACACUAUAGAUUCCAAAAAUAACGCCAUGAGUGGAAGAACUUUUAUUAAAAAUUCUCAAGAUGCUUCGUUAAAAAGUUACCCUGUGUGGUCGAUACAGCUUACAGAUAAAGUCAUUGCAGUCACUGGGAAAAGAAGAGGUGAAAAGGUUCAUUCUCAAGGUAGAGUCCUGGGUGAUCGCAGUGUACUUUAUAAAUAUAUAAACCCUAAUCUUGUUGCUGUCGCCACGCAGGCUUCUGAUCCUGUUCACAAAAGUAUUAUAUCAGUUUACUUAGUUGAUACCGUCAGUGGAGCUAUAGUAUUUUCAGUCGUUCACAAACGUGCUAUGGAACCGGUCCAUAUUGUUCACUCUGAAAACUGGGUUGUUUACACAUUUUUCAAUGAAAAAUCAAGACGUACAGAAAUUGUAAUGCUCGAUCUUUAUGAAGGCAAAACACAACGUAACACUACAGCAUUUUCAUCAUUGGAUCCACCUUUAGAGCCAUUGGUUGGUAGGCAGGCUUAUAUAUUUCCUCACCAUAUAACAACAAUGAAGGAAACUAUAACUGAGAAGGGGAUCACCAGCAAACAUAUUCUAGUCGGAUUGGGAAGUGGAGGAGUAAUGGAAGUUCCAUGGAGUUUCUUAGAUUCUAGAAGGGGGGUAACUCCAACCGCCGAAAUGAGGGAGGAAGGUGUUUUGCCUUACAUACCAGAAUUGGCACUUCCUCCAGAAGCAUUGAUAACUUACAACCACACACUUAUUAAAAUUGAAGGGAUUCAUACAUCACCAGCUGGUUUGGAAUCGACAUCUUUAGUAUUUAUUUAUGGAUUAGAUUUAUUUUAUACCAGAGUUUCACCAUCAAAGACUUUUGAUGUGCUCAAGGAUGACUUUGAAUACUGGCUGAUAACAGCAGUUCUCACGGGUCUAAUUACAGCUGCAUACGUUACUAAGAGGUUGGCCUCGAGAAAAGCACUGAAGCAGGCCUGGAAAUAAAUCACUUAUGGUUUUA